AUGAAGGUUAAUGCUUUUAAUUUAUUAUUUCAUUCUUCAAAAUGGAUACCAAAAGGGAAUCUCAAUUGCUUUUCGAGGCGUAUUCAUGAGGUGCCAUUACUAAAGCCAAGUCUUAAGUUUUACAAGCAGUUAUUGAAGCAACCGCAACCAAAUUUAAACGUGGAUACCGAUGCAAAUGUUUCAUUUUUAGCUGUCGAAGAAGGCCCUGCUUCCUUACGGACGUAUUCAGUCGGAAACGUUAGCCACAUGUAUAAUGGUAUUCGGGUUCCUCCAAAGCCAGAGGAACCUUUGAACUGCUGUCAAAGUGGCUGUUCUAUUUGUGUCUGGGAUGUUUUUGCUGAUGACUUGGAAGAAUACAACCAAGCUCGGCGGAAGGCCAAAAGAAGUUUUCUGGAAAAGCAAAUGACGCUUCCCAAAGAACUUGAAAGUGUAUCGCUUGAGGAAACAAGCUCACUCAAGGAAUUGCCACCUCAGCUACAGGCAUUCGUACUUUUAGAGAAACGUCUGGCACAAGAGCAAAACCAACAAUGA
This is a messenger RNA of Schizosaccharomyces osmophilus, 531 nucleotides long. RefSeq names its product mitochondrial oxidoreductase-like protein, OXLD1-like protein. The coding region runs from base 1 to 531 and encodes 176 amino acids. Gene Ontology annotation, cellular component: mitochondrion. The transcript is spliced from 2 exons. The record is from RefSeq and is a predicted model, not a curated record. Lineage: Eukaryota; Fungi; Ascomycota; Schizosaccharomycetes; Schizosaccharomycetales; Schizosaccharomycetaceae.